AUGAGAAAGGCGCGGGCAUUCUUCUUCUUUUCCGUGGCUAGUUUGUCGCUUCAUGCAGGUUUAUCCUCUGCUGGAGAGGAGAAAGAUUUACGAGCAGAGUCUACUCCUGGUUCCCCCGUCGCUGGUGAUGCACCUCUUUCUUCUGUCCCGCGUACCGAGUCUGCUGCUGCAGGUGCUGCUGCUGGUAGUGGUGCUUUAGAUUUGACCACAGGCCACGGGGCUCUUUCGAGUUUUACGGAAUUGUCUCCCUCUGACUUGGAGGCAAUAGCAAGCCGUUUGAGUUCUCUGGCGGGAUCGGAUGUAUUGAAUGCUGUUGCGGGCCAUGUGAACCCAGAGGAAGGAGGUAUGGAUGUUCAAUUUGUACAGAGGGCUCUUUCUUUACUAGGUCAGCUCUUAGCAACACCUGGUUCUCGUGAGUUGUUGACGGAAGGGGGAAAGGAUCCAGAGGCAUUGUUACGUACUUUGCUACAAAAGCAAGGACAGCCAACUGAAGGGGAGGAAGAGGAGGCAUUAGUUGCUAUUCUAGUGUAUUUCCUUUCUCUUCGUCGUGUAUUGGAAGGAAAUUUAUAUCUUCGCACACAAGUCGGUGAUCUUAUUCAAGAGAAUGCGGAAAAGUUACUCGCUGAUGGAGAUUUCUCCAAUGUCCUCAGCAGCAUCGCCGCCAGCACUGUCUUCCAAGAUUUAAGAGAUGAAGUAGAAGAAGACAUACAAAGAUCCACUGGAUACGCACCCGUUGCUGAGUCCGGUGGUGACAUGUCUUAA
Molecule: messenger RNA, 762 nt
Organism: Eimeria maxima
Lineage: Eukaryota; Apicomplexa; Conoidasida; Eucoccidiorida; Eimeriidae
Exons: 2
Coding region: 1-762 (253 amino acids)
Source: RefSeq, a predicted model, not a curated record